CUGUCUCUCAUGUGCCGUUCACGCUGCAGAAGUCAACUGUUGCACUAGAUGGCACCUCUGUGCAGCCAGCAGCCUCCAUGUGUCAUUUGUGACAGAGAGAGCCACUGGCAACAUACAAGGAGCAGAUUUGGAUUCAGAAAGAAGAGAAGAGAGGAAUAGAGGCACAUCUGGCCCUACAGGAAUAGGUGUGCAAUUCUCGCCUUCAGAACAAGUUGUGAAGUCAGCCUGCAGUGGAGUGACACGUUUCUGAAGCUCUGAGUUACAUCUCUGUACCUCGACUGCUGCUUCAACAUGAACGACAUGGAGGAUGAGUUCUCUGAUUUCCUGCACAAUCAAAGCUUUAUGUUCAACGAGACGGCAGCUAACGCCAGCUCCACCUACACAGAGGUGAUGUCGCCGGUGAUGGACAAAAUCAUCAACAUCUUAAUGUCUGUGGUCAUGUUCACCACCAUGGUGUCAAUGGGAUGCACCAUGGAGCUGCUCAAGAUCAAGCAUCACAUAAUGAAACCGAAGGGCGUGGUGAUAGCAGCGCUGGCCCAAUUUGGCAUCAUGCCUCUGGCAGCUUUCAGCUUAGCUAAGGCGUUCAAGGUGCAGGAAAUUGCGGCUGUAACGGUUCUGAUCUGCGGCUGCUGUCCUGGAGGAUCCCUCUCCAACAUCCUGACCCUGUUUCUGCAGGGAGACAUGAACCUCAGCAUCGUGAUGACGUCAUGCUCCUCUCUGCUGGCUCUGGGCAUGAUGCCUCUGCUGCUCUACAUCUACUGUCAGGGCUUCGACCUGCAGAACUCGGUGCCCUACCUCAAAAUCAUCACAUCGCUGGUCAUGCUCCUCAUACCCUGCAGCAUCGGCAUCCUCAUCAACCACUACAGGCCGCAGUACUCCAAGAUGAUCACAAAGGUCGGCAUCAUUUUCUUGCUGAUCGCUGUGGUGGCACUGGGCACCCUGUCCAGCAUUGGGAUCGGAGAGUCCAUCCUGACGGUGCUGUCCCCGCAGCUCAUGGCCAUCGCUACUCUCAUGCCCUUCACAGGCUACGCCUUCGGAUACAUCAUCUCCUGGAUCUCCAGGCUCAGCCAGCCGGAGCGGAGGACAGUGUCGAUGGAGACAGGCUGUCAGAACGUCCCGCUGUGCAUCGCCAUCCUGAAACUGGCCUUCCCCGUGGAGCAGGUGGGCGCGCUGUUCCUCUUCCCCAUGGUCUACGCCGCCAUGCAGAUGAUGGAGGCGGCCGUGCUCAUCGUGAUGUUCAGGGGUCACCAGUGGUACACGCUCAAAAAGAAAGAGAAAUACCAGGCAGCAGUCACAGAGGACGAGCUGAAAGAGAAGACUGAGGGAGCUGCAUGAUGGAGCUCUAAACAAAUGUAUUUUUUAAUGACAUGGACUGAAUCCAGUGUGUUGGAGAGAAAAGCACAGAUGAAGAGGAUCAAUUACGAUGUAGUUAAAAUCAUUUUAUUGUUUAAGUCCACCGUUUUC
Molecule: messenger RNA, 1464 nt
Organism: Centropristis striata (black sea bass)
Lineage: Eukaryota; Metazoa; Chordata; Actinopteri; Perciformes; Serranidae
Gene: slc10a1
Product: solute carrier family 10 member 1
Exons: 9
Coding region: 292-1335 (347 amino acids)
Biological process (GO): bile acid and bile salt transport
Cellular component (GO): membrane
Molecular function (GO): bile acid:sodium symporter activity
Source: RefSeq, a predicted model, not a curated record